Actinia tenebrosa (Australian red waratah sea anemone) is the source of this 3699-nucleotide messenger RNA. RefSeq lists its product as uncharacterized. The record is from RefSeq and is a predicted model, not a curated record. NCBI's taxonomy places the organism in Eukaryota, Metazoa, Cnidaria, Anthozoa, Actiniaria, Actiniidae.
UCAAAAUUAUACUGGAAACCGGCUCCGUAUGCGCGUCGGUAAAGGAUGAUAACUUCUCGUUGAAUAUUCUUUUGGGACUUGAUGAUACACAUUUUGAAAAUACGUGAAGUACCUACCAAGACUCCUCUCCAGUCCCUUUGAGCAUCUACGGAAGAAUAAAGUCUGCGAGGGAGCUUUGUCCAAGUUCACUCUUCGCCGUCUCUCUUGCCGAGCGCUUCUGAAUCGUAGCAGUACUUAGUGGAUUGUUAAGAGGAUUUGAAUAUGGCAGGCCAAGCAACGGUAAACAUUGAUUAUGUGAAGCUAGUGAAACAAAAUUCAUGUAGUAAAUAUGAGCUAAUUGGACCGAAAGACGUACUGGAAGCCUUGGAUUUUCAAGAUGAAAUUCGCAAAUUCAUAUCUAUUUCAAGGAACGACACUAUUAGUCCUGUUGAGGAUUUGUUUCMCUUACGAGAGGAAAGUAUUGUAAAAAAUAUUGAAAACAAGUCCUGGUCAUGGAGUGUUUGGGUGAAUAUUCUUACAUCAAAUGGUUUCACAURUAAAGCAGUAGCCCACGGAUGUGGAGCUAGUAAUGAAAAGGUUCAUUUGUCUGAAAUCUGGCUGUUCGAAAGACUGAAAAAACACUAGACAUUGAAGAAGACGUGGCGGGAACUAGACGGUGUCGUUUGUCUGUCAGUGAUGAGAAAAAAGAACAUUACGUAGGAAAAGCUAUAAACUAUAAAGCAAAGCUAAAGCAUAAACCUCAUACUGUAUUAGUUAUUCUUGUAUGGUGUAGUUUACUGGGAUCACCAUUGGUGUUAUUCAGUGUGUUAUUCAGAUAAUACCUCUUUAAUUUAGUAGGUAAAUAAAGUAAUAUUUACUUUCAAGUCAAAAUCUUUAAGGUUUAACGUUCUUCGUAGGUAAAAGACUCAUCUCAAAAGACUAGCUGACAGUUUUAAAUGCAUUGAUGCGAAGAGAUGAUUUCUCUAUGGCAAAUAUAGAUAGUUAUGACCGGAAAAAGAUGUUGCUGUCUAUUUGAGCCUCAUGGUUUGGGAACAAUAGCAAUAUACGUCACGGAGGUCACGAGAAAAGUCCUUCGUUUAUCACGAGUUUGAUCAAGCAUUCACAAUCAAUGGUUUUAAAAUCAUUGAGGCACACCCAGGUUUUCCGAAGAAAAUGAAUGGCUUUGAAGUGAUCACGUUUUAUGCUGCUCAAUUUCGAUGGAUUUACCUUUUUAAAACUGCUAUCAAUUCAAGCGAGGUGAACUCUUUUUUUCUAAUCAGAAUUGUAUAAUAAAUUUCUCAAAAUAUCAGAAAGGAAAAAUUUAAUACUAGUUUGAAAUUGUCGUGCUUCCAGCUCGUAUUAUUGUAAUAGAUUUUUAUUCAAUCUAACCUUUCGAAGUGUUGCUUGCCCAUGACGACCUUUUGCUGGUGGAUUUCGCUGGAUUUAUUUCCUGUGGGCACCCAUGUUUGGAAUUUCUUAAAGARAGCAGUGAUCGACAAGAUAAAAAAUACGAAAAUAGCUUACAGUGUUAUCAAGAAUCUCUGGCUAUUGCAAGUCACGUUGAUGCCAAACACCUACAAGCUAUCAGUUAUUCUAGACAAGGUCGUACCUAUCUAAAACUCAAGCGGAUGAAAGAAGCUGAAAACUCAUUCAGGGAAGCAAUACGAUAUUUUGAAACCAUGUUUGAUGCCCUUGGUUGCGAAAAUUUCAAGCUAUCACACUUCUUGAUGCUUACGUUAUGUGUUACAAGGUUUUGGCCAAUGUUUUUUUCCAUACUAAGCAAAUAAAAGACGCCCUCGUCGUGUCAGAUCGAGGACGAGCUCGAUUAUUGAACGGCUUACUACAAAAAUAUGGAAUGAAUGGAGAAAUAAACGAUGAUGUCUUGGAGUAUAAGGAUAUAGAAUCACUCCUCUCUCAAUACAAAUGCUCAACUUUUUUCUACACUGAUUUUUACCCGAUGGUUUGUGUUUUCAUYAUUGAAAAUGACAGAGAAUUGCAAUUUUCUAUGAAGCGCUUUGGAUGCACGUGUAAAUGUGCAGAUACAGUUACUUUUGAAAUGCUUAUUGAUAAAGCCUUGAAUGAGAUCGAAAUUUGGGAUCAUGUCCCCGACAACUGCGAAAAUAGAUCCCUGGACAGGCCGCCGUAUGAAGUGGCUGUACGUGAUCCUGAAGAGAUUAAGAGUCUAGCUGAAGAAUUCGAAAAGUCUCACUUACCAGGGAAAAAACGAUCUCCUGACGAUGAAAAACCUCAGAAAAGCGAAGAAAGCAUUAAGGGAAGUGCUUUGGAAUGGUUACAUAAAUCACUACUAAGCUACGAUGCAAUACACUCUUUCAAGCAAGAUGGUACUCAUGCUGUCACUAACCAUAUAAAAUACUUUGGACAGGAAGACGAAAUUUUGAUUAUUCCUGAUGGUUCCUUAUACAAAGUACCAUUUGCUGCCCUGCGCGACCCAGAUACUGGUCGGUAUCUUUCAGAAGACAAACGUAUCAGACUUAUUCCUUCAUUAGCAACUUUAAAGGCAUUGCACGGACGUACAGAAGAUUAUUAUUCCAAGAAUGGCGCCGUAAUCGUUGGAAAUCCUCUUGUUGGUAAAGUCAUGUUCGAUGGGGAAGAGACAGAGUUCGAUCCUUUGGAUAAUGCGUUUGCUGAAGUGAUCGCAGUAGGCAAUGUAUGCAAGGCGACGCCUUUGACAGGAGAGAAGGCAACGAAACAAGCUGUUAUCCAGAGACUAAAUGAAGGAGUAGCUGUCGUUCAUAUCGCUGCACACGGCAGUCUCACUAAAGGUACGAUAGCACUUGCACCUUCUCCUGAGGUAAGUGCAACAAAGAUCCCAGAUGAAGAAGAUUACAUGCUGACCAUGGCUGAAGUACAGCAGGCUCAAGUACGUGCACAGUUAGUUGUGUUAAGCUGUUGUCACACUGGACGCGGUGAAAUCAGAGCUGAAGGAGUAGUUAGCAUGUGUCGAGCCUUUCUAGCGUCAGGUGCUCGUGCAGUGGUAGCGUCUCUGUGGGCCAUCGAUGACGAUGCAACAUUCGAGUUCAUGUUUAAAUUCUAUACUCGCUUAAUGGACGGAAAGAGUUCGAGUGUAAGUUUACAUCAAGCGAUGAAUGAAAUUAGGAACUCUUCCGGCUACAGCGAACCAAAGUACUGGGCACCAUUCUUUCUCAUGGGUAAAGAUGUCACAAUCAAAUGUUGAAGAAUACUGAAAGCAAGGCAUAAUGAUCACAUUUCAAUUCUUAUUUCUUGCAUGAUUACUCUUACUACAAAGGAAUGUAUGUGGAAUCGUAUAUCGUAAGAAUAUCUAUAAUGAUUUUAAUAGUAUUGGUGGGCCCGAAUAAAGGCUAAAACUCGUCGGAUUGGCUCCGCGUGCAUAGACAAAGAACAGCACUAAGAAACUCAACAUGCAAAAAUUGGUAAAAAGGCAAAAGGCAGAAAUUGAAAUCCGUCGCGAAAUCGGACGGAUUUCCCCCUAUGUAUAUCAGCACUAUACUAACAAAUUAAUUAUAGCUAUAUUUUAUUUGUGGCCUCGGAUUUUAGACUUUGUUCCGCGACAUUAGCUAGUGAACCUCUCAAUUAUCGUAUCUUAGUCAACUUAGUGUAUAACAAUGUGCAACUUGUAUUGAAAUAGGGAAUGUGCUUGUGGAAUGAGAAACAAUUAGACGAAUACUGAAUGCAGGGACAAUUAUACCUUUUUUAAAAAAUAGACCCAUUCUAAACGCC